This is a messenger RNA of Clonostachys byssicola, 1452 nucleotides long. The record is from the annotation of a GenBank genome assembly. Lineage: Eukaryota; Fungi; Ascomycota; Sordariomycetes; Hypocreales; Bionectriaceae.
AUGUCGCCGUUUACGUGGUUUGACACGGACAGGUUCUAUUAUGGGGGAGAUGGACUGGAGACCGAGGAGCUAUGCAGGUACAAGCCUAGAGGGCUGCAUCCUGUUAUCCUCGGCGAAGUUCUUCCAAAACUUGGUACCUGUGUAGAUGACCAAGAUAAAAAGCCACGAUACCACAUCCUCCAGAAACUUGGAUACGGGGGGUUUUCCACCGUUUGGCUCGCGCGAGAUGUUGACGAGAAGUAUGCCCGAUCCGUCCUCCCAUGUCGGCAGUCCCUAGCUAAUCAAGACCGUCUGGCAGGAGAUACGUCGCCCUCAAAGUCUGUGUGGGUUCCGAUCAACCCACUCAAAACAGCACUGAAGCAGACAUCCUACGCCAUCUCCACCAGGCCAACUCUGACGCACUGGGCCACAAGAAUAUCUUGGAAAUCUACGACAGCUUCACAGUCCGAGGCCCCAAUGGGUUCCACGCGUGUAUCGUAACCGAAGUCGUACUACCUAUUGGUUGCCUCGAGAGAAAAGACCGAGCCUCGCCACAGAAACUAACCCAGCAAUUAUUGGCCGGCAUUGGAUAUAUGCACAGCCACGGGAUCGUGCAUGGAGGUAAGGCUCACCCGUGGGAGUCCAGAAUGUGAAGGAUAUAUCUAAAGAUCGGUUUACAGAUCCCCAUAUGGGCAACUUCGGCAUAGCGAUACCGCAGCUCCAGCAGGUUGCCGAAAAAGAUAUGAUGGAGGAAUUUUGUAAUGAGCUUACACCAGUGGUGUCGCAUGAUCCGUUCUUGCCACGUGAAUCAGUCCCAGUCUACCUUACCGCAAAGGUCCCAUUCGAAGAACUUAUCGCAGCGAAGAAUCUUCUCCCUCCACCUGAGGAAAUGUGUCUCAAAAUCAUGGAUUUUGGAAGAGGUAAGCUCCCUAGCCUUGGUGAGCAGAUCUUGAUGAUUAACUGUGAUCAGCAUGCUGGGAAGAUGAUAUUCCUUCAGAUCUACCAGGUUUCGCAGCAGUCACGAGUCGACCACCUGAAGUCGCUCUGCAUAUGUUAUCCAAGGGAGAAAUUGGGUCAGUCUGGAGCAAAGAAGCCGAUAUCUGGGCGAUUGGAUGCAUUGUGAGUCAGACUUCCAAUUUAUCUCCCUCCUGAUGCAGCAGAUGUAUACUAACAACACGUGAAGAUGCACCAAUUGAAGGGAGGAUAUGUGAUAUCAUCAUGGGGUAAUCUCCAGACACAACUUUACGAUGCCUUGUGUUUAGGUGGUGAGCCACCUAAAGACUGGUCUGAAUACUUGAGUUCGCAAAAGCCCGGCCUCGAUACUGAGAUCUGGAAACAGCCCGUAUUCGAUACGGCCAAGGCCUGGAGUGAUAAACUGAAGAAUGAGCCUGAUCGUGAGACGUUCCUAGAUCUGAUCCGAAAAAUGGUCACCACGCAGCCAUCACAUCGAACUCAGAUCGCCAUGCUCUAUGA